This is a messenger RNA of Xyrauchen texanus (razorback sucker), 3755 nucleotides long. Its product is annotated as inhibitor of nuclear factor kappa-B kinase subunit alpha. Gene Ontology annotation, molecular function: ATP binding; IkappaB kinase activity. Lineage: Eukaryota; Metazoa; Chordata; Actinopteri; Cypriniformes; Catostomidae. The record is from RefSeq and is a predicted model, not a curated record. The transcript is spliced from 23 exons. The coding region runs from base 511 to 2787 and encodes 758 amino acids. Gene Ontology annotation, biological process: tumor necrosis factor-mediated signaling pathway; positive regulation of transcription by RNA polymerase II; peptidyl-serine phosphorylation. Gene Ontology annotation, cellular component: IkappaB kinase complex; cytoplasm.
AGUCACAUAUUUCGAUAGGUCACCGAUUUCGGCACAACAACCGCGUAAUGAAAACCCAGCGCUGCGCAUGUGCAAACAUCGUUUCGAUGCUGACCUCGAGUAGCAGCUGACUGCCGUGGCCAUCGUCAACAACAGUUUUCACACAAGUGCGCCAGUCAUCACUACAGUACACUGUCAUCUUUUUAAGAUUAGAUUUGAUUUUAAGUACCGUCUGAUCCUCGUUUUUCGUGGCAUGUGUUAUGGAAAGCUGACACUAGGAGGAGGCUCGUAAUAUUGCAAACAAACAGCCUGCAUCGAGUUGUUUACGUGUAGCUAGUUAGCCAUUUAGCACAUCUGACAACCGUCCUGAUGGUACUUUUUAUAAUGAAAUGGAUAGCUUUGCUAUUUCCUGUGGAUUAAUACGUUCAUUUAACAAGUUUCUCAGUUUUCCACACCAGAUGUGGUUGGUUCGAACAAGAUAGAAACACCGAUUGACGCAAGGGCCUACAUGCUAAUCAGACAGGGAGAGAGAUGGAGAAACCUCCUUUCCGACAGAAUCAGGUGUGUGGGUCUUGGCUCAUGAAGGAGAGGCUGGGGACAGGAGGAUUUGGCCAUGUCUACCUGUAUCAGAAUCAGGAUACUUCAGAAAAAAUUGCUGUGAAGCUCUGUCGCCUUGAACUAAACUCAAAAAACAAAGACAGAUGGAGUCGAGAGAUCCAGAUUAUGAAAAGGCUAAAGCACCUUAAUGUGGUUACAGCAAAGGAUGUGCCUGAGGAGAUGUUGCACAUUGCCCUGAAUGAUUUACCACUUCUAGCCAUGGAAUACUGUUCUAAGGGAGACCUUCGAAAGUUGCUAAGCAAACCAGAAAAUUGCUGUGGAUUGAAAGAGAGUGAGGUGUUGGCUUUACUCAAUGAUGUUGGUUCUGGAAUCCAAUACCUCCAUGAGAAUAAGAUAAUUCACAGAGAUCUGAAGCCAGAGAAUAUUGUGCUGCAAGAUAUCAAUGGAAAGCUUGUCCACAAAAUAAUAGACCUGGGCUAUGCCAAAGACCUGGACCAGGGGAGCCUAUGCACUUCAUUUGUGGGGACUUUGCAGUAUCUGGCUCCAGAGCUGUUUGAAGGCAAAUCGUACACUGUCACUGUGGACUAUUGGAGCUUCGGCACCAUGAUCUUUGAGUGCUGCUGUGGAUUUCGGCCAUUUCUUCAUAAUCUCCAGCCUGUCCAGUGGACAAGCAAAGUGCGAAACAAAGGCCCCAAGGACAUAAUGGCUGUAGAAGAUAUGAAUGGAGAGGUCCGAUUUUCCACACACCUUCCAUACCCCAACAAUCUGAGCAGGACACUAUUGGAGCCUUUGGAGGGGCUGCUACAGCUCAUGCUGAAGUGGGACCCUGUCCAGAGGGGAGGCGGAGUAAUUCCAGACACAAAACAGCCCCAGUGCUUCACUCUUCUUGAUCAAAUUCUGAACAUGAAGGUUGUGCACAUUUUGAACAUGACUACGACACAGGUUCACUCAUUUUUGCUUAGCCAAGAUGAAGGCUUCCAUACCCUGCAGCAGAGUAUUGAGGCAGAGACCAAUAUCGAUCUUUUGAAUCAAGAGCUUCUGCAGGAAACAGGAGUUAUGUUAGAUCCCAGAAAGCCUGCUGCACAGUGUGUACUCGAUGGAGUAAGAGGAUGGGACAGCUACAUCGUAUAUCUGUUUGACAAGAGCUUGACCAAGUACUCUGGACCUCUAACAGCUAGAACACUUCCUGAAAGUGUGAACUUUAUUGUGCGGGAAACCAAAACUCAGCUUCCUCUGAGCACCCUCAAAAAGUUUUGGGGCGAAGCAGUUAGCUACAUAUGUGGCCUCAGAGAGGACUACAGCCGCCUCUUCCAGGGCCAACGUGCAGCCAUGUUGAGCCUUCUCCGCUACAACACCAAUCUUACAAGAUACAAGAACAUGAUGUUUUCAUUUUCUCAGCAGUUGAAAGCUAAACUUGAUUUUUUUAAGAGCAGCAUACAGUAUGAUUUGGAGAAAUACAGUGAUCAGAUGCAGUAUGGCAUAUCCUCUGAAAAGAUGCUGAAGGCUUGGCAGGACAAUGAAGAGAAGGCUGCUGCAUUUGUACAGGUGGCAGAGAUUGGUCACCUAGAUGAGGAAAUAAUGGCUUUGCACUCAGAAAUUGUUGAACUUCAGAGAAGUCCUUAUGCUCGUCGUCAAGGAGAUGUCAUGGAGCAAAUGCAGGAGAGAGCUAUUGAACUGUACAGACAGUUGAAGGCAAAAUGCAAAAUGCCAGACCCCCAGCAUGGCUACAGUGACAGUUCUGACAUGGUGAAGGUCAUUGUACAGACUGUCCAGAAUCAAGACAGGGUGUUGAGGGAUCUAUAUGCACAUCUCAGUAAAAUUAUUCUGAGCAAGCAGAAGAUUAUCGACCUGUUCCCUAAAAUAGAGAAGACGCUGGAGAGCAUUAAGGAGGCAGACAGCACUGUCAUGCAGAUGCAGAUCAAGAGACAGAGAGAGUUCUGGCACUUACUGAAGAUUGCCUGUGCACAAAAUACCACACGAAACUCUGUGAGCCAGAGUGGGGAGAUGCCCUCCUCACUGUCAACAUGGAACCAGACUCAAACCCAGUGUUCCUCUCGCCUACCCAUGUCACUGCAAGUGCCACACGAGGGUCAAUCAGUCAAUCAUUUACUGGAGGAGAACCAGCGCUACUUGAGCCAGCUUACCAGUUUACUGCAAGAAACAACAGAGGAGGAAUCUGAAAGCAUAAUGGCUCAAGACUGGAACUGGACUAAAUAUGAAUCUCUGGUUGAUAAAUCACAGCGUUUGUAGAGUCAUUUAUGGAGUCAUAUAUGCAAGGAAGUAGCGGUCAUUCUUUUAAAAACAUGAAUUCAUCAUCCUUGGAUUGGGGUUGUCUUGACUUGUAUAAUUUGUUCAUCAUAAAGUAACUUCUUUAUCUGUAUACAGAUUCAGUUAAAAUCACAUUUUGCAGUGUUGUAGCAACCCUGUAUUUUGAAUAUACAUUUUAAUUGACCCGGAACUGACAACAUGCAAACUUAAUUCAGACUAUAUAGAAAUGUAUUUAUUUCCAUAUUCCACAGUUUUCUGUGUGGGUUGAUUGUACUUUCAUAUUUUUAUUUUUUUUUUUGUAGUUCAGCAUUUUGCACUUUACAGGCUUACUGUGGAUGUUCUGACAGGAUUGAGGUCCAACAAUGAAAUUGGUCAUGUCAACUAAGUCACUUCUUGAAAUGUUAAUAUUUGUUGAGAAAGGUGAUAGUUUAAACAGAUCAAAUGAAAGGCAGAACAAUGAUGAUGAUGAUAAAAGCAUAGAUUUAUAGUGCUUUUACACUGGUAAACCUGUAUAAAUAUGUGUUUGGUCAGUUCAGAUAACGGUCAUACAGACACAGGUGCAAUGUCUGUCGUAAAUAAAUAAGGUUGGUGUCUCUGAAUUCCAAUGGUUAUAUCACGUUUGAAAUGAGAAUUUCAUCAGUUUAGCCAUGCUAUUCCCCUUUUAAGUCACACUUUCAACUGUUUUUGUUUUUUGUCCAAAGGUAAUUGGCUUCACACGAGAGCUCAUCACAAUCUAUUAUUCAAGAUUUUUUUUUGGUUAGUUGAACUGCUAUCCAAGGAGAUUUCUGACAUAUGUUGAAAACCAACAUCUUAUUAAAGAACACUUUUUUAACGUGUUUACUCUAUCCAUGGCAAAAAAUAAAGUGUAAUUAAAAUGCUAUCCAUUAUAUCAUUUCUUUGUUGUGAUGACUGCUAACCAGAGUAAUGAGAUAAUAAUUUCACAAUAAAUA